Molossus molossus (Pallas's mastiff bat) is the source of this 2473-nucleotide messenger RNA. RefSeq names its product malic enzyme 2 (gene ME2). Gene Ontology annotation, molecular function: malate dehydrogenase (decarboxylating) (NADP+) activity; malate dehydrogenase (decarboxylating) (NAD+) activity; NAD binding. Gene Ontology annotation, biological process: malate metabolic process; pyruvate metabolic process. Lineage: Eukaryota; Metazoa; Chordata; Mammalia; Chiroptera; Molossidae. The record is from RefSeq and is a predicted model, not a curated record. The transcript has 16 exons. The coding region runs from base 153 to 1907 and encodes 584 amino acids. Gene Ontology annotation, cellular component: mitochondrion.
AACCUGAGCUGGUGUGGCUCGGGGUGGCUCGGAGAAGGGGCGGGCGGGGCCGGGCCGGGCAGGAGCUGAUCAUCGCCUGGUGGGCGGCAGGCCCGCGAUCUCUUUGCCAGCAGCACCACCUGUCGCGGAGCGGGACAUCGGGUGAAAAAAAGAUGUUGUCGCGGUUGAGAAUAGUUGCCACUCCUUGUACUCUGGCUUGCCGGCAUAUACACACGAAAGAGAAAGGCAAGCCACUUAUGUUGAACCCAAGGACAAACAAGGGAAUGGCCUUUACAUUACGAGAACGACAAAUGCUUGGUCUUCAAGGACUUCUACCUCCCAAAAUAGAGACACAAGAUAUUCAAGCCUUACGAUUCCAUAGAAACAUGAAAAAAUUAAAUUGCCCUUUGGAAAAGUACAUCUAUAUAAUGGGAAUACAAGAAAGAAAUGAGAAGUUGUUUUACAGAAUACUGCAAGAUGAUAUCGAAAAUUUGUUGCCAAUUGUAUAUACACCAACAGUUGGUCUUGCCUGCUCCCAAUAUGGACACAUCUUUAGAAGACCUAAGGGAUUAUUUAUUUCAAUCUCAGACAGAGGUCAUGUUAGAUCAAUUGUGGAUAACUGGCCAGAAAAUCAUGUUAAGGCUGUUGUGGUGACUGAUGGAGAGAGAAUUCUGGGUCUUGGAGAUCUGGGUGUCUAUGGAAUGGGAAUUCCAGUAGGAAAACUUUGUUUGUAUACAGCUUGUGCAGGGAUACGACCUGACAGAUGCCUGCCUGUGUGUAUUGACGUAGGAACUGAUAAUCCAGCACUGUUAAAAGAUCCAUUUUACAUGGGCUUAUAUCAGAAAAGAGAUCGAUCACAACGUUAUGAUGAUCUGAUUGAUGAGUUUAUGAAGGCCAUUACUGACAGAUAUGGACGGAACACACUUAUUCAGUUUGAAGACUUUGGAAAUCAUAAUGCAUUCAGGUUCUUGAGAAAAUAUCGAGAAAAAUACUGUACCUUCAAUGAUGAUAUUCAAGGGACAGCUGCAGUAGCUCUCGCAGGUCUUCUUGCUGCACAAAAAGUUAUUGGCAAAUCACUCUCAGAACACAAAAUCUUAUUUCUUGGAGCAGGAGAGGCUGCUCUUGGAAUUGCAAAUCUUAUAGUUAUGGCUAUGGUGGAAAGUGGCCUCUCAGAAGAAGAGGCACAAAAGAAAAUUUGGAUGCUUGACAAGUUUGGUUUAUUAUUUAAGGGGCGGAAAGCUAAAAUAGACAGUCAUCAGGAACCAUUUGCUCACUCAGCCCCAGAGAACAUACCUGAUAGUUUUGAAGAUGCAGUAAAUAUACUUAAACCUUCAGCUAUAAUUGGAGUUGCAGGAGCUGGCCGACUUUUCACUCCUAAUGUAAUCAAAGCCAUGGCUGAAAACAAUGAAAGGCCUAUAAUAUUUGCAUUAAGUAAUCCUACAGCAAAGGCUGAGUGCACAGCUGAAGAAGCAUAUACACUUACACAGGGAAGGUGUUUGUUCGCCAGUGGCAGUCCAUUCGGGCCAGUGAAACUAAGUGACGGGCGACUGUUCACGCCAGGUCAAGGAAACAAUGUAUAUAUUUUUCCAGGUGUGGCUUUAGCUGUUAUUCUCUGUAACACCCGGCAUAUUAGUGACCAUGUUUUCCUAGAAGCUGCAAAGGCACUGACAAGUCAAUUGACGGAGAAAGAGCUAGCUCAAGGGAGGCUUUACCCACCUCUUGAUGAUAUUCAGGAAGUUUCCAUUAACAUUGCUAUUAAAGUUACAGAAUACCUGUAUGCCAAUAAAAUGGCUUUUCGAUACCCAGAGCCUGAGGACAAGGCCAAGUAUGUUAGAGAAAGAAUAUGGCGAAGUGAAUAUGACUCGCUGCUGCCAGAUAUGUAUGAAUGGCCAGAAUCUGCAACGAGCCCUCCCCCACUACCUGAGUAGAAGCGCCCUCCAAUAAAUACUUUCUAUAUUUCAGGGAACCCUUUUUCAGACAAAAAUAAUGUUCUCAAAUUUAUGUUUUUUUUUCUGAGUUUUAUCCUCUCUCACUGCUCUGCUUGACUUAUUUUUCCCCGUGAAUCUACACUUCUGUCUGGGGUAGAUGUGUUGGCGACAUUGUUAAUGGCCACUAGCACCCUGCUGUCAAAUAACCAUAAUGCUUUCAUUUUGUAGCUCAUACCACAUCAAAGAGAUGUUAAAAAUGCAUUUGUAAGUGUCUUCUCCGAUGCUCUUAUGAACACUUGCCAAGGUGUUUGGUAAUAUCUCUCACCCAGCCCUUUUAGGGCUGCUAAAAUACAAACUGACUUCUGUGGAGAUGAGCACAGAAUUUUGAGGAAAAAGCCAAAUUUAAACAAAUUCUAAGGACAAACUGUCUAUUUAAAAUAUUCUUUUAUUUCUUCUUCAUGCUCUGAAAUUCCUUUCUAGUAUAUACAUUAGAGAAAUAUGAAAAAUCUACCAUAUUAUUUAUUUCCUGGAAUUAAAGACUUGAUUAUAACAUUGUAAGAGAGAAG